GCUGCAUUUGAGUAUCUUCAUAUCUUCAGUCCACUUGUGUUUUCCAAAGGGGUAAUAGGAUGGUGGAGGGGGGUUGGUGAAGAUGUACCUAGUGGGUGUUCAAGACGUUCAUGUUCAGUACGCAAAACUAAUUGGGGAAUAUGCACUGUCUAUAUGUGAGAAGGACGAUCGUAAAGGCAAUACUGUAGUUUUGGAGCUCUUAGCAAGCGGGUUCACAGUGGUUACACUUUGCUGCUUGUCUGUAAGUGCGACAGCAAACUACUAGUGGAGUGUUUAUAGAGUUUACGAUAGGUCGACCUAUUGAAUGAAAGUGUUUAGGAUAAAC
Westerdykella ornata is the source of this 325-nucleotide messenger RNA. RefSeq lists its product as uncharacterized. NCBI's taxonomy places the organism in Eukaryota, Fungi, Ascomycota, Dothideomycetes, Pleosporales, Sporormiaceae. The record is from RefSeq and is a predicted model, not a curated record. The coding region runs from base 83 to 265 and encodes 60 amino acids. The transcript has a single exon.